AUGCCUCGUCUCGUGCGCAAGGCGCCGCUCAGCGAACGCAUCAAGACGUACCUGGACCCCUCCGACUGGGCGCUGUGGAUAUCAGAAGAGCUGAGCGGCAGUGGUUGGGAGGACCUGGCUGCUUCUUAUGCGCUCUACAUUGGUCUCGGCGCAAACCUCGCCUUCAUCGUCGCCCAAGCCAACACCGGCGCCUCCAACAGCUUCGACAACGACGGCGUCUUCAGAGAAGCGUCCGGCCCCGGCUGGCUCAGCUGGCUUGCGAACCUGCUGGUGCUGAUGCUAUCUGCUGCAAGCUGUGCCAACGCCUGGCUUGUAUACAGUAAGAAGAGGCACUACAGGCUGUUUGAGCAGCCCAUCGAGACUACGCCCACGACCCCAUCUGCGAAGCGCGUGAGAGUCGACUCUUCGCCGGCAGGAGCGUCGCCGUUCAGCUACUUGCGCAACAUUGCCCAGCGCAACUCGGCAGCGGCGCGCGCGCAUCCAGACGCAACACGGGACGUGUGGGAGAUCGCUGUCUGGGACCCCAAUCCGCUCUGUCUGGAGCUGUUCUGCUUGUUUAGUCCUCUGCACGUUGCGCUCUACUAUCUCAACCUGCCGGUCGCGCAGCUCGAUCCUCGUCCCAGCGUCAGGGCUGUAGCUACCAUCUUCAUUGGCCUGGCUCUGUCUCUCCACUUGUCGCUCCUGCGCUCCUCGUUCACCCAGCAGAUCAAGGACAACAACAUCAUCAGCCGCCAGGUUCUGCACGAGUACGACAGCAAAUAUGUUCACCCUUCGCUGCAAAGGCCAUCUCGCGAUGUAGGCAUUCAGACGAUAUCGAAGAAGCGCAAUAGAGACUCGAGCGUCGGCGUCAAGGGCAGCCCUCACGAUCUGGCGAGCGAAGUCACCACCUACACACCGCGCACGAUUGUCAACAAAAAAGUGUUCCUUACCAACCCCAACUCGAACUACAAGGGCCAGUACGACCCGGACAAUCUGUCGCUGGGCCACACCCCUUCGCGAAGUGCCAAACGCCCCACCUUCACGUCCGCCCACUCUUCUUACACCUCGACCGCAUCUGACGCACGAGACGAUGAAGACCUCUCGUCGCCCAUUCGCCCGUCACAAACACCAAACCCCUUCCGCCGCGCACCGUCCAUAGCCCGUACGAGCGGUGAUGGCGGCAGCUUGGGUGUCUAUACACACGCUGCCUCCCCACUUCGCAAAUCGGCAAGUGCGAACUACCUCGGCGAUACCGAAGAGAACAACAGAUUCCGCGAUCAGCCGAAGCUGAGCUUGAGCGACCGUUUCGGCGUUGCGAGCAGAUCCUCCACUCCUAGGCUGGAGAAAAGUAGAGAUGCCACUGGCGUAACGAGAGAUAAACGGAGCUUGGGCACAAGCUCAGCGAGUCAGACACUGAGUAAGAGGGACGGGAGUCCUUUAAAGAGAGUGAAUAUGUCGAACGGGGAGGCAAGGCCGAGCGGGUACGGGAAUCUGGGCGUUGGAAGGAGGGAGAGUGGACGGUACUGA
This is a messenger RNA of Ascochyta rabiei, 1506 nucleotides long. RefSeq lists its product as uncharacterized. The transcript has a single exon. Gene Ontology annotation, biological process: regulation of exit from mitosis; maintenance of rDNA. The coding region runs from base 1 to 1506 and encodes 501 amino acids. Lineage: Eukaryota; Fungi; Ascomycota; Dothideomycetes; Pleosporales; Didymellaceae. The record is from RefSeq and is a predicted model, not a curated record.